AUGCGGACCGACGACGAACGCGUUGCCCAGCUCGAAAAGGAGAUUGAACAGCUCCGGGCCGAGGUACGCGACAAGACUGCGUCGAUUGCAGAAGAGGCCGCCGUUUUGAACGCGGCGAUCGAACGCGGUGCCAACUCUUCGGUGGACGAUGUGCACAAGGCCAAGCAGGAAGCUGAAACCCGCUUGAGCGAGGUGGAAGCCAAGCUAAAGGAUACCGAGUCUCGUCUGACCGAGUUGGAGACCCAACGCCAAGCAGCAGACGCCAAACUCGUGGAAGCGGAAGAAAGGCCAAAGAGGCAGAGACCAAACGGUCCGAGGCCGAAUCCGCCCCACCUCCAACGCCGGCUCGGUACGCUCGAGGACCAGCUCGAGGACGCGCGCGCGCAGGCCGAGCGCGAAGACGAGUCGGCGCGAUCGCGGAUCGCCAAGGCGAAAGAGGGCGAACAGGCGGCGUGGAAAGAGGUUGGCCAAGGCCAAGAUGAGGAACUGGUCGAGGCGCUUAGGGAAGGUGCUGUCACGCUCGAAGCCGCGCGCGGGGAUGUGGAGGGGCUGAGAGCUGAAGUGGCGGACCUUGAGAGUCUGAAGACUCCGGGAACUCAAGAGGGCGAUGGUCAGCCUGUCGAAGUUGUUCAGCUCAAGAGGGAGCUCGAGGACAUUAAAAAGGCGCUCGAGGUGGCCAAGAAGAACGAGGCGGAUCUGCGCGCUACCCUCGAAGGACUCGAAAAGGACAAGACCGAGGGUUUGGAACAGCGUGCGGCAGAGCACCAGAAGACGGUCUCUGAGCUUCAAAAGAAGGGAACUAGCGCUGAACAGCUACGUGCAGAAAGCCCCAACACUCGCCGAGACAGUGUCGAUUCUGAUUCGUCGCGGGGGCCUGGCAAGAGGGAACAGAUGCUGGUCUCAAGUACGCAUAUUAUCACUGGUCUCGAAGAAGAGAUCCGCCAAUGGGGUUCAAAGUAUGCUAUGCUCGAGCAAGAGAACAAGUUGCUCGAGAGCGGAACUGAGCAACUCCAAGUUGUACGCGAUGGAGAACUUGAAGCUACGAUUGACGACAAGCUCGAUACCAAGGCAGAAGGAACAGAUGGGGAGAGAAUCAAGCGCAUAGAGACGGAGAAUGAAUUAAUGAAGACAAAGAUUACAGAAAUGGAACAGAAACAUGCACGUGUAGUAUUGGAUUUGAACAAGGAGAUUACAGAAUUAGAGAACUUGGUCGAGUCCAAGAUCUAUCGCGAAGACGAUCUUGAACGUGAAUUGGAGCGGUACAAGGAGAAACUUGCGCGUGCGCAAAGGCCAUCUGGCGAGUCGAUGCUUACCAACGGCACGUCCAAGUCCAAGUCGAACAUCAAGGUUGUGACGACCAUGGCAGACCGGUGCGAGCUUUGCGAGUCCAAGGACCAUGAUGGAAUGGACUGCCCUCUGUUGCAUGAUGGCGCCGCGAUUGGCAAGGACAAGAAGGGAUGGUGCGCCGACUGCGAAGAAUUCGGACACGAAGUCGACGAAUGUCCAAACUCGCAGGAAGUAUUCUAA
This is a messenger RNA of Rhizoctonia solani, 1527 nucleotides long. Its product is annotated as CAP-Gly domain protein. The transcript is spliced from 12 exons. Bases 1 to 1527 code for a protein of 508 amino acids. NCBI's taxonomy places the organism in Eukaryota, Fungi, Basidiomycota, Agaricomycetes, Cantharellales, Ceratobasidiaceae. The record is from RefSeq and is a predicted model, not a curated record.